Messenger RNA from Penicilliopsis zonata CBS 506.65, 280 nucleotides. RefSeq lists its product as hypothetical. The record is from RefSeq and is a predicted model, not a curated record. NCBI's taxonomy places the organism in Eukaryota, Fungi, Ascomycota, Eurotiomycetes, Eurotiales, Aspergillaceae. The transcript is spliced from 3 exons. The coding region runs from base 74 to 256 and encodes 60 amino acids.
UCAAUCCCUCAUCAUCAUCAUCUUCUUCAGCAGCAAAAACAACAAUCACCUCCUCUUAAGCCUUCCUAUCAAAAUGCGUUUCACUGCCAUCCUGUCCAGCCUCUUCCUCCUCGCCACCCUCGGCCUGGCUGCCCCCAUCGCGGAGCCUGAGGAUGUUGUCGCUCGGGGUGAGGGUAUCGAUGCUCGCGCGGAAGAGACAUACUGCUACAUCAAGCGUGGCAGUGAGAAGAGAGAGGCUGACUGUGCUGUCCCCUGAUAGGAGGAGCUGAGUAUUUGAUCG